Zootermopsis nevadensis is the source of this 426-nucleotide messenger RNA. The record is from RefSeq and is a predicted model, not a curated record. NCBI's taxonomy places the organism in Eukaryota, Metazoa, Arthropoda, Insecta, Blattodea, Termopsidae.
AUGAUAAAACUUUUAAUUUCGGGGCUUGUACACGAACCAUUACAUAAUUCAAAUUUCAUUACGAUAUUAUUCUUGCUGUUACUAAUACUUUCAGCUUCUUUCCAGGGAACUAGUAGCCACGUCGAUCUAAAUUCAGGAGGUGGUUUUAUCUGCUUUCAGUCUGCUACGGUCGAUGAUCUGAGCUUUUACUGGUGUAAUAACGUAUCACCCAUAAAGUUUGCGUCAAAUCCGAACAAGCACGAAGUUCUUCGGUCAUCUAGUAAUCAAGGACGUUACUUUCUAGGCAUACGUCACAGAGAACUGCAUCAACAGCCAGUCGGCCAAUUACAGAUGCAGCACAACAAAAUUCUUAACCCUACGAGUGAUCGAUGAGGAACUUCUUUAUCUGAAAAUACAAAUCAAAAUACUAGAUGAUGACAAAGUGAC